AUGGCUCUCACGCUGCCCAAUCGAAGCAAGGCGUACUUUCAAGCCUGGAACCACUCAGUGACGGAAGUGGAGGCGCUGCAUGCACCGGGCUCCACGCUUUGUUUCUCAGAUGGCACAGAGAUUGCACAGACCGAGCCGGGCGUUUUCCGGGAAGCACUGCAGACGCGCUGGGAUGCUGGGCAACGCAGCGUUUUGGCUGCCGAGGAAGUCUUCGUCUCCGCGAAGGGCAACAUCUGUUUCACCUUGGUCGAUUCCGCUCUUCCGGCGCCCCCUGCCGAAGACCCGGCGCUCGACUCCCCUGGCGAAGUGCUUCACUCGCCCUGCUGCUUUGAGCUGGAGUUUGAUCCAGAUGGCGGCGUUGUUGCAGUUUCUGAGUAUUCACUGCUGGACGAGGCAGCAUCGCCCGAGCUUGCUGGCUGGGUUGCGAGAUACUUCGACUGCUGGAACCAGCAUGACCCCGAAGCUAUGCAGAAUGUUCACGCUGCCGAGUCUUUCAUUUACCUUUCCGACGAAGUCCAGUAUGGACCCAGUUCCGAGGAUGUCGUGCGAGGAUGGGAGCAAACUUGGGUAGCAGCAGAGGCACCGAGAACUUCUCUGCGCCUUUUCGCACGGGCCGGCGGCAAGCGUGUCAUUGCUCUUCGUUCUGAAAAGGGCCCCCGGCCAAACUGCGAAGUCCUGGAUUUCGACGAUGCCGGCCUUUGCACCUCCUACAUCUUUGCUGACGCAGAGCGCUUGUUGCACCGACUUGCGACGGCAAUUCAGUUCGGAGCUCCACAAGAAGUGCUGCAGCUCGUUCGGCGAGGGCUGCCGUUGCUUGCAGAUGUUGAGCUGGAAGUUGACGGUGCACUGCUGCCAGGAGGAACUUGGCUCGACCUGGCCAUGCAGCUGAAACGCCAUCUGACCCCAAAUUCCUGGCCUUAG
Messenger RNA from Symbiodinium sp. CCMP2592, 921 nucleotides. NCBI's taxonomy places the organism in Eukaryota, Dinophyceae, Suessiales, Symbiodiniaceae. The record is from the annotation of a GenBank genome assembly.